AGGGUCUGGACGGCCUGGGUCUGUUCGAUGAGGAGACUACCGAUAUAGUGCGCCGGUCACUGAAGGAGUCACCCAUUCAAGUGUCCAUUGGAGUGAAGCCGUUACUUAUGCUGGCGGAGAUGUCCCGCCAGGACGAAGAUAACAAGAUGGAGAACUUUUUGCUCAUGUUCAGAGAAGAAUGUGUCAAGCAUGUAGGUCGAUUCUAAGGUGAUGUAGGUAGAUUCUGUUUGGUCGGGGUUACGCAGGCGUGUACCGAGGAGUCUCUGAGGCUGAUCUCUUGAGCUUCUAAGGAGUGUCUGACAGACCAAAUGUUAUACGCAAUGCGUAGGUAUAUAAUUCAGCUUUCAGUAUCUGUUGGAUAUAGCCAAGUUGCUGUCGUGGUUCACAUGCAGCCCACUCUGGUCCGCGAGAGAGAAUCCGCGAGCAAAUAAGGUGGAUGGUGGGCAAGCUAGCUCAAACCCUACCAGCCCUAGUCAAAGUGUAUGUGUAAUUAAAGUACAAACAACCCUAGAUAUAAUGUCUCAGUUGAAAUAGUCGAGGGUGGGCCUAGGCAUGAAUACAGCAGCAUUGCAGUAGAACAUAGGUUCUGUUUCUGUGCGUCAAAUCGAAUCGACAGUAAAAGUAUACUUGACAGAAUCGUGUCGCCUGUCGACAGGCUGACUAGAUUGAGACGACACUGACACCAACUAAAUGUAAUGCACAUUAUAACAUAAAGAAACAGUCAUAAUUUAC
Molecule: messenger RNA, 732 nt
Organism: Sphaeroforma arctica JP610
Lineage: Eukaryota; Ichthyosporea; Ichthyophonida
Exons: 1
Source: RefSeq, a predicted model, not a curated record